AUCAAAAUAAUUUCUUUAAUCUAUUUAAUAAAUAUUUCCACAUUGACUUCUUACUUUCAAUAAGUUCUCAAUUAUCAGAGUUGAGGAACAGGGAAAAUUUAAAUAUGGACUUGUUAAGGAAUCUGUAAUACCUCAAAUUGUGUUGAUCCAAUUUCUUACGAAGCCCUUCUCUUAACUUUCUCUGUAGUUCCAGUUCCGCUCUUAGAGAUUGAAUAUCUGUUUCCCUAUCAAGUCAAUCUUUCUUCUGUCGUUCCAGCUCCGCUCUUAGAAAUGUAAAUCCAUUCAGAGAAAUUUGUAAGAGCGGAGCUGGAACGACAGAAGAUAGAUGAACUUGAUAAGGAAUCAGAUAAUCAAUCUUUGAGAGCGGAGCUGGAAAGACAUGGAAACUUAAUAGACGGACUUUGUAAAAAAUUGAAUCAACUCAAUUUGAGUUAUGGAGUCUACGACGUAAUCCUUCGAUGCAGAGUCUUAAGAUGGCGGUUGGACGAUCAUCCUGAUGCGGAUAGACGGAAGUAUGGACUUCUAUCGGAACUGCGAUGCAUUUCUUCCUGGGAUUGGAUAAGAUCCAUGCACUAACGGCAGGCAGGAGUCAAGAGUUGCUUGUGGUCCUCGAAGAUUUUAAAGGAAAAGAAGCGUUUGAGAAGUAUGAGGAGUUUGCCAUCGGAAACGAGCAUCAACAAUAUGUCCUACUCACUCUGGGCAAAGCCAGUGGAACGGCGGGGUUUUACAUCGUAGACAAGCGGCCGGGAAAUUUUCAACCUAUGAUCGAGAUAAUGAUCUUUGGCCAGGGGAUAACUGCGCCAAAAGAUUCACUGGCGCCUGUUGGUACAAGGAUUGUCAAGACAGCAAUUUGGGCGGAAAAUAUGGUGACAGCUACAUGGGCAAAGGCUUCAAUUGGCUCACUUUUAAGGGCUGGGUGUACUCCCUGAAGAAAGCCGUGAUGAUGAUAAGAUCGAGAAAGUGAUUACUAAGGCUCUACAAUAUUAUAAUAUGUUCCGUCAGAUAGAUUGUAAGUCUUGGAGAUUCCUUAGUGUUUAAUCUAACAUAAAUAUAUGCCGAAAAAUCAAAUAUUUUUAA
Messenger RNA from Drosophila innubila, 1077 nucleotides. RefSeq names its product ficolin-2-like. Bases 537 to 929 code for a protein of 130 amino acids. NCBI's taxonomy places the organism in Eukaryota, Metazoa, Arthropoda, Insecta, Diptera, Drosophilidae. The transcript has 3 exons. The record is from RefSeq and is a predicted model, not a curated record.